GUUCUGCAGCUGGAUCUCCGUGUAGGGCCCCGGAGCCGGGGACGAGGUCAGGUUCCCUUGUUACCGCUGGGUGGAGGUCGACGGCGUCCUGAGCCUGCCUGAAGGCACCAGUGGGGAAAGGAUGGGUUAAUUCUGAAUGUGGCUGGGGCAAAACUAUGUGACCUCCCUGUGGAUGAGCAAUUUCUGGAAGACAAGAGUGUUGACUUUAAGGUUUCGCUGGCCAAAGGAGCGCGUGCGGGACUCCUGGAAGGAAGAUGCCUUAUUUGGGUACCAGUUUCUUAAUGGCGCCAACCCCGUGGUGCUGAGGUGCUCCGUUCACCUUCCUGCUCGCCUAGUGUUCCCUCCAGGCAUGGAGGAACUGCAGGCUCAGCUGGAGAAGGAGCUGGAGGGAGGCACAUUGUUCGAAGCUGACUUCUCCCUGCUGGAUGGGAUCAAGGCCAACGUCAGUCUCUGUAGCCAGCAGCACCUGGCUGCCCCUCUGGUCAUGCUGAAACUGCAGCCUGAUGGGAAACUCUUGCCCAUGGUCAUCCAGGUGAGAGGUCUCAGGAUUUCUGCUCCCAGUCUCCAGCCUUCUCAGCUCAGCCCCUUAUCAAAAUGCACUAAGCACCAUCUUCAAAGGCGCUGGGCUAAGGCACCCGGGAGACGCGAAAGGAGGAAAUGCGCCAAGUCUCUAUUGGAGGGCCUUGCAAUGUAGCUGGAGAGACAGACUGGGCCAGUCUGCAGAAGCUCCGGGACUGAGGAAGUCCCUGAGGACAGAGACAGCCCAGGAGGGAUCGGGGAGUUGGGAUGUCGCCAGCCUUGGACGAGGGCCAGGUCUCAGACAAGCAGGAGGGAGAGGAAGGACCGGUCCUCAGGGGCAAGACAGACUGGGCAGAGGCUGAGGUAGAGGAGUCAGGAGAUUCCUAGGGGACAGUUGGACCGGGGCCAGACUAAGCCAGGCUAAGGAGCAUGAAGUGGGAAGCUGGAGAAGGCUGUGAUGAAACAUGCUAUAGGCACGCGGUGUGGGCGGUGGUGUUUAGGGUGGGUUGGAGAGGGGAGAUGCUAGAAACAGGGACUGGGGCAACAUGCCGCAGCACUGACCCCAGGAGGAGGGGAGCUCGGAUGUGGGUAGUGACCGUCGGGAUGGAGAGGACCGGUGGAUGCGAGUGCAGAGGGAGAUGAAGGAGAGGGGAAAGGGGAGCCAGGCCAGGUGCCUGCAGAAAUAGCACUGAUAAAGAGAACAGGGUGCCCAGGUAGACUUUUGUCUGGCCAAUGUUGAGGUAACGGGAAGACAUUUAAAUUGUCCAGCAGGCAGCUGAGAACAAGAGAUUCAGUCAUUUGUGUAGAGGUGGGGCCAAAAGAUGAGAUUUCAAAAAACAGUGUGGGAUGAAGGAAGCAGGCGGUUUGAAUCUUGUCCACAAUGCAGGGACUGAAAGGGGAAGUGGAGGCUGGAGGAGGCACCAGAAGAGCAGUUUCUGCAGAAUGCUGGAGGCAAAGCAGCUUGCAGGGUGCUAAUGCACUGAGCUGGUAGGAAGGGGAGUGGAGGAAAUGGGAGCUGUAGGGAGAGGCAGGAGUGGGAUGGGGAAAGCAGAACAGGUUUGGAGGACGAAGGGCGAGGUUAACAUGCAAGGGGGGCGGGAAUCGCUGAGUGCCCGGCACUCAUGCCUUCUCUCCCCACACUUGUCCCUGCUCCAGCUCCAGCUGCCCCACACAGGAUCCCCACCACCUCCCCUUUUCUUGCCCACGGAUCCCCCAAUGGCCUGGCUUCUGGCCCAAUGCUGGGUGCGCAGCUCUGACUUCCAGCUCCGUGAGCUGCAGUCUCAUCUUCUGAGGGGACACUUGAUGGCUGAGGUCAUUGUUGUGGCCACCAUGAGGUGCCUGCCGUCGAUACAUCCUAUCUUCAAGGUAACUCCUUAUCCCCUUCUCUCCUGUGUUCAGCUGAAUACUUGAUGGGGACCUUUGUUUCUCUAGAGUUCUCUUUCGGUACAACACCCUCAAUUUCAGCAUGCUGCCCUGUGAAUUCUGGCUGUAUUGGCCUGCCAGUACUGCCAGCUCUCUCUGUCCCCUUAACUCAGGAAGAUGAUAGGACUCUGCCAGGGUUGCUCCUCCCUACUCUGCAGCUGGAAAGCUUUCUCCAGGCAGUAAGCUGGGGCAAUUGUGGGACCCACUUUUGUCUGUUUCUUCAGUUAUUUCAGGCAAGAGGGUAAAUCCAGUUCCUUACUUUACUCCAGCUGGAGGUCUCCUCCUCAUUAUUUUAUAUACGUUUUGUGGAAGAUUAACUUUACAAUUUAGUUUUUAGAUAACAGAAUAUUCAGACAGGACUGCGACUCCAUUCAUGGAGUAAUUAUCAUAGCUCAGAGAUGAAUAUUAUUACUCUCUCCCAGAGACGGAUGCAGUGACUUUUGGGACUUUGUGUGUCUCUUUUCUCAAGGAGAGACUAAUAGCAUCUUUAUUUCUAUGAAGAAUAGUUGCAUUGUGUUAGAUAGAAAAGAAUAUUUUAUUUUAUCUUAUUUUAUUUUAUUUUAUUUUUGAGACAGUCUCACUCUGUCAGCCAGGCUGGAGUGCAGUGGCACAACCUUGGCUCACUGCAACCUCUGUCUCCCAGGCUCAAGCAAUUGUCCUACCUCAGCCUCCCAAGUAGCUGGGAUUACAGGUGUGAGCCACCACGCCUGGCCCAUUUUUUCUUUUUAGUAUGGAAGUUUAAAUAUAAAUGCUGAUUAACCAAUAGAACUGACUGUGGGAGUUAGGCUUCGCCCUUGGCUCCAACCCUCUACCUUCUAAAGUCAGCUUCCUGUCUAAGGCUAGGUCUCUGCAAACCAUAUUCCUGCCUUCUUACCUGGCUCCAUGUCGAGCUCAUACCAGUAACUAAUUCACCCUGGUAGCAGAUGUUCCUUCCCUUAGUGGCAGCUGAAUCCACGUUGCAACUUUCUAAUGUUUGAAGAAGCAGCUUUAUUGCAUCCCUGUUCAGAAUACCAGCACCAGCCAAAUGGCACCCCUUAUCAAAAGUCUGAGUUUCAGAUCUCCAGGGUCCUUCCUCCAAGUUUCUGAAGUUUUAAUAAUUCCAGGUUCUGUUCUUUCCUGUCUACUGGUAGGGUAGCGCAUCCUUUCAUAUGCUUAUUACCCCUGUGGGUUUCUUUUUCUGUGAUUUCUCUAUUCAUAUCUUUGCUCGUUUUGCUUCUUUCAUGUCUUUUUCUUACUUGAGUCCUUUAAAUAUUCUGAAGACAAAUUCUCACUUAUUUGCAUUGCAAACAUAUUCUCAAAGUUUUUGGCUUGCCCCCAUCCUUUAAUUUUUUUUUAAAUUUCAGAAGACAGUAUCUCAGCUUUCACCAUGUGCCUUUAUCUUUCCUGGUUUCCAUCUCUGAUUUUAUUUCAUAAUGGCAACAAUGUGUUUCUGUCUUAAUAAAGUGGUCCACCAGGAUUGCUAUCCCAGUGGUUUUUAAACUG
Molecule: messenger RNA, 3423 nt
Organism: Pan troglodytes (chimpanzee)
Lineage: Eukaryota; Metazoa; Chordata; Mammalia; Primates; Hominidae
Product: polyunsaturated fatty acid lipoxygenase ALOX15
Exons: 4
Coding region: 137-694 (185 amino acids)
Biological process (GO): lipid oxidation
Molecular function (GO): oxidoreductase activity, acting on single donors with incorporation of molecular oxygen, incorporation of two atoms of oxygen; metal ion binding
Source: RefSeq, a predicted model, not a curated record